AAUAAAAAUAAAAAUUUCGUUAAAAAAAAAAAAAAAGAAUUAAAAACAUAAAGAAUAGUCUGAUUCAUAUUACCCACGUGGCGUCACCUACCAUAGGGCGACGUGUCGUCAUCCACUGACCUUUCAGUAGGUUUUCCCAUUCCGGAGGCACCCUCUUGUACCUCCGUUUACAUGAAGCCAGAUCGAGGUUUUUCAGAUAAAGAAGCUCGCUCCUUGUUGUUUUUGCUUCCAGAUUCUGGGCUUUACACGUCACUACUCCAGAAGUAAAGUGGUACCAGGUAGAAUAAACUGAAGUCCAAUAUACGUAUGAGUUGCUUCGGCAGUUGAGGGAUCUUUCCAAUUCUUAAUGGGAGCCUUUUUGAGUUUGUCUGGUACUAAAUCUGGGACUACCGAGUCUCAAGUGGUCUCCCAGCAUGAAACCUACAAGAGACAAAGAAUGUCAUUUAGUAUUGAUGAGGAGAGCCCAAGACUAAUUCCAAGUCUUCCUGAUGAGCUUUCAAUCCAGAUUAUUGCCAGACUUCCUAGAAUUUGCUACUUCAAUGUCAGGUUGGUCUCACGGAAGUGGAAGAAAACUGUUAUGGGCCCUGAACUUUAUAAAUUGAGAAAAGAACUUGGAACAACAGAAGAAUGGCUAUAUCUGUUAACUAAGGUUGAAGAGGAUAGACUUUUAUGGCAUGCUUUGGACCCCUUGUCAAGAAAAUGGCAGAGGCUACCCAGGAUGCCUAAUGUUGUUUAUGAAGAAGAAUCUUGUAAAGGUUUAUCUUCACUUUGGAUGUGGAACAUGUUGGAAACUAGCAAUAAAAUUGCUGGUGUCAUCAGGAGCUGGCUUGGGCAAAAGAGCUCAUUUGAUCAAAUGCCAUUUUGUGGUUGUGCUGUUGGUGCUGUUGAUGGGUGUCUUUAUGUUAUAGGUGGAUUUUCUAGAGCUUCAGCAAUGAAAUGUGUCUGGAAAUUUGAUCCAGUUCAAAAUACAUGGAGCGAAGUGACUGCUAUGUCUACAGGUAGGGCCUACUGUAAGACAGGCAUUUUGAAUAACAAACUAUAUGUUGUUGGAGGGGUUAGUCGGGGCCGAGGUGGAUUGACACCUCUUCAGUCUGCCGAAGUCUUUGAUCCCUCUAUAGGUACAUGGUCCCAAGUACCAAGUAUGCCAUUUUCCAAAGCUCAAUUGGUACCCACUGCAUUUUUGGCUGACAUGCUCAAGCCUAUUGCAACUGGGUUGACUUCGUACAAGGGAAGGUUAUGUGUGCCUCAAAGUUUAUAUUCAUGGCCUUUUUUCGUUGAUGUUGGGGGUGAAAUUUAUGAUCCUGAAACAGAUUCGUGGAAUGAAAUGCCAGUUGGCAUGGGAGAGGGUUGGCCUGCACGACAGGCAGGUACAAAGCUAAGUGUUGUUUUAGACGGAGAAUUGUACGCUUUUGAUCCUUCUAGUUCUUUAGACAGUGGCAAUAUAAAGGUGUAUGAUCAGAAAGAGGAUGCUUGGAAAGUUGUUAUAGGAAAGGUCCCUAUUUAUGAUUUUGCAGGUUCAGAAUCUCCAUAUUUACUUGCUGGUUUUCAUGGAAAGCUUCAUAUCCUUACAAAAGAUGCCAAUCAUAAAAUUGCAGUUAUGCGGGCUGACCUGCGAGAAAAUUCAGAUUCCAUUCCAUCAUGCCUAACUUCUAGUUUAGCUGGCUUUUCAGACUUACCGGCUGAUUCAGACUCAGUUGUGUGGAAGGUUAUUGCAGCAAGGGAUUUUGGGUCGGCUGAACUGGUCAGCUGUCAAGUUAUAGAUGUUUAGUGCAAGCCUACUCCUUUAAUUUAAGAUGCUGGCAUCUUCAGAUCUGUUUGUUGCAAAUGAUGCCAAAUUCAGUCAGAUGUUAGCACAUGAUAUAUUUAUAUCAUAUAGUAUUGUAUAAAAACUGUUUGAUUAGACAUCUGCCUGCGUAUUUGCAAGGUAAAAGCUAAAGAUUGUAAGAAGCUAAUUGGCAAGUUCUUCUGGGUCAUCAGCUCAGCACCUCGCCUUAUUAUCUUUGGAUGUGGUGUCCUUGAGCAGUCAAUGGCACAUGCUGUUAUUUUGAAGUUCUGGUGAGUUAAACAAAUGUCAAUUUAAGCGCCAAUCAUGUGGCCUUUGUUUUUUGACAUAAGUAUUACAUAAUGUUCAUAAUUAGACGUCAAAUUACUUAUUUACUUUGUACUAUGCACAGAUAUUUCUCUAUGAUAUAAAAUUUGAUAUAUUUAAUCGAUA
This is a messenger RNA of Ziziphus jujuba (common jujube), 2215 nucleotides long. Its product is annotated as F-box/kelch-repeat protein At1g22040. The record is from RefSeq and is a predicted model, not a curated record. The coding region runs from base 347 to 1768 and encodes 473 amino acids. Lineage: Eukaryota; Viridiplantae; Streptophyta; Magnoliopsida; Rosales; Rhamnaceae. The transcript has 2 exons. Gene Ontology annotation, molecular function: protein binding.